This is a messenger RNA of Liolophura sinensis, 2777 nucleotides long. Its product is annotated as ceramide kinase-like. NCBI's taxonomy places the organism in Eukaryota, Metazoa, Mollusca, Polyplacophora, Chitonida, Chitonidae. Gene Ontology annotation, molecular function: ceramide kinase activity. The record is from RefSeq and is a predicted model, not a curated record. Gene Ontology annotation, biological process: phosphorylation; ceramide metabolic process. The coding region runs from base 310 to 1818 and encodes 502 amino acids. The transcript is spliced from 12 exons.
UCUUGACUUCGGUAUAACUUACCAGCAUACAAGUUACUGAACUGAUUCAAGAAUAACUGUGCGAGGCACACAACGUGUGUGAAAUACGUUAUAACUGGACGGGUCCAUGUUCAGAGAAGUGCAGGGGAGACAAGUCGCACAGAUUGUUCGUACUGAUUUCCCUGGUUUACUCAUGUAAAUAUGACCUAGUUGGAAAGAUUUGGACUGGGGUCGGAGUUUUAUCAGUUGGUUCUAGUGAGUAUAUACAUCCUGUAGCUGGAGUUGGAAGGCUGAAUGACUGGGAAAAGUUUGUAAGUGUGUUGGGGUGACAUGGCGGACGGAGAUGGCCCGGUGUUAGAGGCUUGGCUGACCUCGCCCAAAACCAGCGGUCGGAAAGUCGACGUGAAUGUGAUCCUUACCACUGAGUGUAUAACCUGGGCAACAGAGAACAGGAAACAUAAUGUAACGGUGAACUUGUGUGACGUCUUGGUAGCGCGGUUCGUGGAUGAGGCAUCCCCAACUUCCCGUCAUGAGGGGCAUGCAUCCCUGGUUAUCCACUAUGUCAAACAUGUCACGCAUAAACACCGACGUAAUCUUUCUCAUCGCUGUGAGAUUUUUCAUGGAUCAGCGUCAGUUUGCAAACAAUGGAGGGAUAAGCUAAAUGAUAUCCUUCUCAUGAAGUUUCCUGAACGCCCCAAACGGCUGUUGGUGUUUGUGAAUCCAGUCAGCGGGAAGAAAAGCGGACCAAAAGUCUUUCACUCACAGGCAGAGCCUUUAUUUUCCCUGUGUCAGGUCACAGUAGAUCUUGUAGUUACAACGCAUGCGCAUCACACUGAGGAGGUUAUAGCUUCUUAUGACCUUGGCAAAGUGAAUGGAAUUGUGACAGUAGGUGGCGACGGUACAUAUGCAGAAGCUGUGAAUGGUCUUGCGCAUCGAAUGAUGUUAGAAGCGCACCAGGAUGAAAAUGACCCAGAUCUGGAUCUUAAACCUUUGCCAUUGCCAGUUGGAAUUAUUCCUACAGGAACUGGAGAUGGAAUUGUGGAAGUUGCGAAUACCACCAAGGACAUAGUGACUGCAGUGUUGUUGAUUAUUUUAGGUGGGAAGUUAGACAAGGACCUGGCCACGGUUCAUCAUGGCAGGAAGCUGUUGGUGUACUCUGUAUUAUUGACGGGAACGGGACUCUUCUCAGAGAUCAUUCGGAAAGCGGAAAGCAAUAGGAGCUUAGGUCGUGCACGCUACGUUUAUGGAGUAUUAUAUGGAAUAAUUAAACACCAGGUAAUUCAGGUGGAAGUGGAUUAUCUCCCCGUGUCAGAAAGCAGUUCCAGGGAUGAGGCUGUGAAGGAGAACUCGACAGGAGAGACGGUCUCAGGUUGGCAACACAAGAGCGGGUCUUUCGUACGGGUGGACAACUUAACCUACAGCGCGUCCAGAUCUCCCCUCCCUGACCGAGAGGCUCUGGGAGAUGGUGUUCUCCGCCUGUAUUUUGUCCGACCGUGCGGAAGGAUAUCUCAUGGGGUUUACGUGAAGAAGUGGCUAAAAGGGGAUCCUGACGUGGUCAAUUCCACAAUAGCUGUAGAAGUCAAGGUGAAAGCUUACAGGGUGAGAGCUGUGGGGGAAUGGCGGACUUCACCACAGAGUCAUAUCAUCAAUGUUGACGGGGAAAUCGUCAAUCUGCCAGAGCCAGACUUCUCUGUCAGGUGUCACAAAGGGGUAUCUCAACUAUUCUCUUGGCCGCUAGAUAGUAUCCCGCUAUCGUCAAGCCUGGCUGCUACUGCGCACGGAAGGGAAGAAAGUUCAGCUUCCAGCUUUGCACAAGGUGCCAACUCUCAGGAACCUUGAAGAAAAGACCAACGAUGAAGUCUGCAGAUGAGAAAUAUGCAAAAUUGAACUUUUGAAUAGACAUGUAUUAAGUUGCUGAUCCAUUUUUACCGUUUCCUUUUUAGCGUUUUCGUUUUGCUUUUUGUUUACUGAUUUGUAAUCAGUUUCUUUUUUAUCACACUUUACAAAUGAAAGCAAUGGAACAUGUGCCUUUUGGUCUAAUACAUUGACUUUAAGCACGCCUUGCCCCCACCUCUACCCUCAACUACUCCCCUCACCCACUCCCCAGUUUUGAUGUUUAUAAAACAAAAUCUCCAUUGUAACAGUUUAAAUAUUGUUCAGCUACAAGCUAUAUCGCCUUUACACCAUUUAACACUUUCAUUCAUUGUCGCUGUUUCAUUAUGUAUAUCCCAGUACACCUACAGACAGCUACCUAAACACAUUUUUCAGUUGACUGGUUAGUACUAAAUUGACUAAUAUUUUUUCAGUGUAUUUUAUUUUUCGCAGUAUACCCAACAGUUAUUUUCUUGGAAUUUGAAGUCAGUUUAACUUACCCAAGAUUAUUUCCAAAAGUUCCUUCCGUGAAGGCUUUACACUAUAAGUAUAUAUAUGUAUAUGUGUUUAUCUGUGUAUUGGUGCUCAUCGAAGACAAAGCACGAAAUCGUAUGGAUUAUUCUGUCAUCCAAAACACAUUUUAAAGGCUGGUCCGCGUUGUGUGUACAUAUAUACAUAUUACCAUGGUAAUCAUCACAAUUUUGGGUGGGUUCAUGCUUAUACACCCUACCGACAAGCUAUUUUAGUUCUUCCUCCCUGUUCAAAUCGCAACAUGUAUUUUAUUACCCUAGUGGACUGGUUCUGUGAAGCUGUGGUCCUGGGCCAUAAAACUAUUGCAGGUUAAGCUGAUUGUAACUGCCAUGGUUACAUGUGGUGGUUACAGUCGGUAGUUACAACUAACUUAGCCAGCUAUAGCUUUGUAGAAC